This is a messenger RNA of Thrips palmi, 1807 nucleotides long. RefSeq names its product tyrosine--tRNA ligase, cytoplasmic (gene TyrRS). Gene Ontology annotation, molecular function: tRNA binding; tyrosine-tRNA ligase activity; ATP binding. The transcript has 11 exons. Gene Ontology annotation, biological process: tyrosyl-tRNA aminoacylation. The record is from RefSeq and is a predicted model, not a curated record. NCBI's taxonomy places the organism in Eukaryota, Metazoa, Arthropoda, Insecta, Thysanoptera, Thripidae. Bases 160 to 1752 code for a protein of 530 amino acids.
CCAGGCUCUCGCUCUCUCCCCGCUGUCAUGGCCCCUCUCGUCUCUCUCCCCUUCCCCCUCCCCCGUCCUUUCCGUCUGCUGCCACCAGGGCCGUCGCCGCUUCGCCUCCCGGCCCCGUCGUCUGUUCCCCGAAAUCCGGGAACCACCUGAUUGUUAAGAAUGGGUGCUAUCAACAACUCGGAUUCGACAUGGCAAAGCAAACUGGAGCUUAUCACUCGCAAUCUUCAGGAAGUUUUGGGAGAAGAUAAAAUAACCACUAUCCUGAAAGAUCGGGACCUAAAAGUCUACUGGGGCACAGCAAUUACGGGCCGUCCCCAUAUUGCUUACUUUGUCCCAAUGUCCAAAAUUGCAGACUUCUUGAGAGCAGGCUGUGAGGUGACCAUUCUGUUCGCAGAUCUUCAUGGAUAUUUAGACAAUCAAAAAGCACCUUGGGAGCUUCUGGCCCUCCGGACUCAAUAUUACGAAAAUGUCAUUAAACAAAUGCUCCUGUCUAUUGAUGUCCCUCUUGAUAAGCUCAAGUUUGUCCGGGGAACAGACUACCAACUUUCAAGAGAGUAUUCCCUGGAUGUAUACAGAAUGAGCUCUGCAAUCACAGAGCAUGACGCCAAAAAAGCAGGCGCAGAAGUGGUGAAGCAAGUGGAGCACCCCCUGUUGUCUGGUUUACUGUACCCUGGUCUUCAGGCUUUAGAUGAAGAGUACCUGAAAGUUGAUGCGCAAUUUGGAGGGGUCGAUCAAAGAAAAAUCUUUACCAUGUCAGAAAAGUACUUACCCCAACUAGGCUAUGCGAAGCGAGCUCACUUGAUGAAUCCUAUGGUUCCUGGCCUUACUGGUGGUAAAAUGUCAUCCUCUGAAGAGGAUAGCAAAAUUGACCUUCUGGAUGAGCCCGCUGUUGUCAAAAAGAAGCUAAAGAAAGCAUUUUGCGAGCCCGGAAAUAUCACUGAGAAUGGAAUCCUAUCUUUUGUGAAGCACGUCAUAUUCCCUCUUGGUGCCCAGGAAGGGUUCCUUGUCCCCCGUUCAGCUGAUCAUGGUGGAGACCUCACUUUUAGUACAUUUGAAGAACUAGAACAGGCAUUUGCCAAACAGGAAAUCCACCCAGGUGAUCUCAAGGCUGCUGUUGAACCCCAGAUAAACAAGCUGCUAGCUCCUAUCAUUAAAACCUUCCAGGAUCCCAAGCUCAAAGAGCUCACAGCCAAAGCAUACCCUCCACCGGGCAAAGCUACCAAGGGUGGAGCAGCAGGAGCAGCUUCAGACGAGCUUGUGCCCAGCCGACUUGAUAUCAGGGUUGGCAAAAUUGUUGAUGUUCAGAAUCACCCUGAAGCUGACAGUUUGUAUGUCGAGAAAAUUGAUGUUGGUGAGGGUGUGCCCAGAACAAUCGUUAGUGGUUUAAAGAACUUUGUUCCCAUCGAGGAAAUGCAAAAUCGUGAUGUUAUUGUUUUGUGUAACCUUAAGCCAGCUAAGAUGCGGGGUGUUGAAUCCUGUGGUAUGGUAUUGUGUGCCUCUGUUGAUGAACCAAGGGCAGUGGAGCCUCUGUUAGCUCCUGAGGGCAGUGCCCCAGGAGAAAGAGUUUUUGUUGAAGGCUAUGAGAAUGGGACACCUGAUGAUGUCCUCAAUCCGAAAAAGAAAGUCUGGGAGAAGCUUUCGGCUGAUUUGAAAACAUCUUCUCAGUGUGAAGCUCAGUGGCAAGGAAAUCCUCUCCUCACAAAAUUGGGCAAGAUUACCUCAAAAUCACUGAAAUCUGCACCAAUCAAGUGAGGGGGCUGUGGCGUGACACGGAAAUAAAACAUAUUUAUUUAUGAUUAAAGGUUAA